UUCAGUACGGCGAACGACGUACCGUUCUCGGCGCUGCAGCGCGUCACGACGCUGGGAGUCGGCGGUUUUGGUCGUGUCGAACUGGUGAAAGCGAAUGGGAAAGUGUUUGCACUGAAGGUGAUAAACAAGAGACACAUUAUCGAUAUGAAGCAGGAGAAGCACGUGGUCUCGGAAAAGGACAUCAUGCUGUCGAGCGAAUGCCCGUUCAUAGUAAAGCUCUACAAGACUUUCAAGGAUCAAGAAAAGCUGUACAUGCUCAUGGAGCCAUGCCUUGGAGGUGAAGUGUGGACUGCUUUGAAAAGGAGGAGUCGAUUUGAUAACGACGCGGCGCGGUUUUACUGUGCAGCGGCGAUCGAGGCGCUCCAGUACCUACACGAUGAAAACAUUGUCUUCCGAGACUUGAAACCGGAAAAAACGAUGAUCUCGGACCGGGAACGGAUAUCCCAAAUUGUCGAUUUUGGAUUCGCGAAACGUUUAGGCGAAAAAGGUCAAACCUGGACGUUUUGUGGCACUGCUGAAUAUGUGCCACCAGAAAUCGUCCUGAACAAGGGCCACGACACUUCUGUGGAUCUUUGGGCGUUGGGCAUCUUCUUGUAUGAACUGCUGUCUGGAAAGCCACCAUUCUCAAAUUCGGAUCCAUUGGUCGUCUAUAACGCGAUACUGAGAGGAUUCAGCAAGUGGGCUUGGCCCAGAUGUUUCUCCAAGGAAGCAAGGGAUUUGAUACUGGCACUGUGUAAAGAGGACCCGGGCUUACGUUUGGGCUAUGGCCAUCUCGACGACGUUCGUGCACACUCGUGGUUUCACGGAUUCGACUUUGUCGAAUUCCGUGCGCGUAGAAUGAAACCACCAAUAGUGCCGGUGGUGAAAUCAGACGUGGAUACGAGUAAUUUUGACACUUUCCCUUCAAACGACUCAUUUGCUACGGGUAACGACGAGUCUGGCUGGGAUUUUGACUUCUGA
Messenger RNA from Ostertagia ostertagi, 960 nucleotides. The record is from the annotation of a GenBank genome assembly. NCBI's taxonomy places the organism in Eukaryota, Metazoa, Nematoda, Chromadorea, Rhabditida, Trichostrongylidae.